Colletotrichum orchidophilum is the source of this 2253-nucleotide messenger RNA. RefSeq lists its product as uncharacterized. The transcript is spliced from 2 exons. The coding region runs from base 1 to 2253 and encodes 750 amino acids. NCBI's taxonomy places the organism in Eukaryota, Fungi, Ascomycota, Sordariomycetes, Glomerellales, Glomerellaceae. The record is from RefSeq and is a predicted model, not a curated record.
AUGUCGGCCCGCAAAGAGCCCACUAGCCAAGAGAAGCAGACUGGCAACAAUGAGAACCAGUCAAGCCGUGAUGCAGAGUAUCGAGGCGAACAUACUCCCAGACUAGGCAGCCAUUUUUCCUGGUCGUCCAUCGGCUUGCAUCCACAGGAGCUUGGCUCAGCCCGGUUCACAUUCCCAUCUACCAAUCUGACCCCACGUGAGGGCAACACUGAUCAGAAGGUCCAAUCGAGGGCUCCUUCCUUGAGGAUUCCUUCAACAAAACUAACUGAGCCUAUCAAACGCUGUACCUCUAUUCGAUGGGCCAGGGAUCUUCCGGUACCCGAUAGAAGACCCCCCCUUCCUUCUUUUCUGAACGAACCCACUGCCAGCCUUGAGGCUCGACGAAUUAAUUUCCAAUUCAAUAACCGCAGUACCCUCGGCAAAGAUAUUUUUAUCACUGGCCCAGGUUCCGCUGACUACGACUACCUUGCUGAGAAGAGAAUCUACAGGGCAAGAAAGAAUUUUGAAAGGACCCGGAAGAAAAGGGAGGCAAGAAUCGCUUCUCAACGUUUGAAGGCUCAAUCCGACGGCGACGACGACGACGACGGAAACCACAUGAUGACCUCUCCGCUUCCGUUGCCGAGCGACUACGUCCCUCCUCACAAGCGAUCCGCCAAGGCCAAGGCCGAAGAUCCAGUUGUUGAGACCCAGGAGCAACCCACAACCACCAGCUACUACGCGGAGUCGGACACGGAGUCUUCGGACGAUUAUGCUGACUCAAGCGUUCUUCUUUCUGAGGUAUUCGGGGAGCUGGCACCUCUGACAACCACGGCUCUCGAGGAUCUCCCAGAGAGACUAGGCGUCAUUUCCAAGUCGAAGAAGAGCCACUCAUCUUGGGAAGUCAGCCUUGACGAUGAGAAUUCGUCCUCUGGUGGCGCUGGCUCGAGCCAGGACAGUGAGGAUCUGAAUGAGGAUUCUGUGCCUGAUUCUAUCAUCAAAGCCUCUCCAUGGUUUCUAGCAUGGCUCCAAACUCUGGAUGGCGAAUUCGUCACUUCCUUCCUGGCCGAGAACCAGGAUCACCACAACCACGAUGUUGACCCUGCCACUGGACAGCUGCUGCCCCGUAUUGAGCAACCAACCACUGUCGCUAAUAUCGAGGACGGGCAGGAUAUGACGUCCGCGAUGAUUCACCGUCGCCGCGAUUGGACCAGCAACCUGGUAAUUCAUCGCGAAAUUACUGUUCGUAAGAACAUGGCCCGUCGUCAGCAGAAGGAGAAGGAGGAGCGGACUAGUCAAUCUGCCGUCCAGGCUCAAGAGAAGAAGGAAAAGAGAGAAAUUGCGGAUGCCACGACGACCUCUGUGGCAUCUACAUCGGACGGGAACAACCUUCUGGCAGAUUGUGUCCUUCGCCCUGGUCAGCCAACCGACGCCGAGGCCUGCGCCGAGAUAUACAACCUUGCCGUUGGUAAAGAUCACCUGGUGAUCGACACCUAUCCAGUCUCUGCCCAGCGAUUCGAAUACAUAAUGGGCGAGUGCAAGAGACAGAAGCUUCCAUUCAUCGUUGCGACUGCCAAGAAGACCGAAUUGAACGACCCGAAGAACUGGCCGUCUCGUGACGCUUACCGACAAUACAUGAAGUGGAAGAAGUCUCAUUCCCAGGAGGAAUUGGCCCCUGAGACUACCAUAUACGGAUUCGCCUACCUCCGGCCAUAUGAGACAGGCAUUGGAGGGCUCACCGGCAACGCGACCCCGACUGUCAAGGCUACUAUCUUUGUCCACCCUGAGCAUCGACGUGGUGGCAUCGGAAGUGCCCUUCUCCAUCAGCUCCUCAGCCAGACUUCGAUCUUGUAUCACGGAUACGUCAAGUGCAAGUGGGCUGAUCCGGAUGCUAACGAAGACGCCUUCCAUAAGCCCGACUUUCGGGAUAUUCACCGUAUUGUCGUCCACACAAUGGCCCAGAGCGAGGGCGGUCACAGCCUCAAGUGGAUGGAGAACUUUGUGGCGAGUUUCCAGUUCGAGCAGGCUGGCCAUCUUAGCCAGGUCUACAAGGUGACCCACUCUCACGGCGCCGAGUGGUAUGACCAAGUGAUUUGGCAACACUGGGCGAAGAAGAUCUCCCCGAAGACUUUCUAUCUCGGAGACGAGUCUGAAUGCUCCUACGACUACCCCGGAAAGUCCCACUCGCUUGGAGCUCGAAGAGUUGAGUCUCCUGUUCCUCGCAAGGAUCACCAGCACAGCGAUGGCUAUGAUAGCGACGACAUCUUCAGAGGCUAA